GAGAGCGGGCGCUGCGGUAGGAGGUCGGCGGAGAAGGACGGAGCCGGAGCCGCUUCGCUCCCGCCGCCGCCCGCCUCACCCCCUCCCCUCCCCGGCCCCGCCGCCCCCUUCCUGCUCCUUCCCCGGCUGCGGUGAGGAGGAUGCCGCGCUCUGGGCCGCUCCCCGCCGCCCUCUCCCUGCUGCUGGUGACCGCCGCGCUCCUGCCCGGACCUGCCGCGGCGCAGAACGAGCCCAGGAUCAAUGCCAGCGAGGAUGUAAUCAUCCAUCUGCAUGGGCCGGCUGUCACAUUGCAGUGUAACCUCACCACAAGUCCCAGCCCCCUUUCUGCCAGUUACUGGGUGAAGAACGGAGAGGAGAUCCCUGGCACUAGAAAACCUUCAAACACUACAGAAUACAAGAUUUUGAAGCCCAGAGCAGAAGAGUCAGGGGAAUACUUGUGCGUGUUUGUGUUUUCAAACUCUCCUAUAGCCAACGCCACUAUAGAAGUCAAAGCCAUUCCUGACAUCACUGGCCACAAGCGGAGUGAAAAUAAAAAUGAGGGGCAGGAGGCGCUCAUGUACUGCAAGUCUGUGGGCUUCCCGCAUCCCGAGUGGGUCUGGCGCAAGAAGGUCAAUGGAAUAUUUGAGGACAUCAACAACUCCUCCGGAAGAUUCUUUAUCUCAAAUAAAGACAACUACACUGAGCUCAGCAUCACAAACCUACAGAUAAACGAGGAUCCUGGCGAAUACCAGUGCAACGCAACCAACCAGGUCGGCUCUGUCUCAGUCACAACCAUCCUGCGUGUCCGCAGCCACUUGGCUCCCCUCUGGCCCUUUUUGGGGAUCUUGGCAGAAAUCGUUAUCCUCGUUGUCAUCAUAGUUAUUUAUGAAAAAAGGAAGCGGCCGGAUGAAGUCCCAGACGAUGAUGAACCAGCUGGGCCAAUGAAAACCAAUUCUACAAACAAUCAUAAAGAUAAAAACUUACGCCAGAGAAACACAAAUUAAAAAUGCUUAUCAUAGCUUUAAGUUUCUGAGAGACUGAUGGCAAUAUGACCUGCUAAAUUUAAGGGUUGGAACUCUUGGUUCUAGAACUCCAGUUCUGUCUGAUUUUUUUUUUUUUUUCCUUUUCAAGUGAGCAACAAUAUGACUGUCUAACGCAUGCCUUAUUUAGCCUCUCCUGUAAGGAUGACCUAGCCAGAUAACUUUUAAUAAUGCUUCAGUGUAGAAGGUGUAAACUAUUUUGGGCUUGAUGUGCUGUGAAUGUUGCUUUUUUUUUUCCUUAAUCUAUUUAAACAUUAGAAGUAGUAAGUCAGUUCACGCAUGCGCCAUUUUUUACUUCCUGUAGCUGUUAAAAUUGGCAAAGCUCUAAAACGCACUGCUGCCAUCUAGUGAGACUUUUUGUAAAGUACAGCAAAACUUAAAAAUAUAUACAGUAUAUAUUUAUAUUUUGGGGGAGGGGGAAAACCAAAAUACAGUAAUUGUGUUUCAUUUUUAAGCUGCUGAUAUUCAUUCCUUACUGUAUGUCUGGAAGAUGAGAGAAUUAUACUGUUCUGGUACUUAGAGAAGUAAUAUAAAUUGAAAUUAUCUUAAGGGCUUAACCUAUAUAGAGAGACUUGGGUGUCCUAUAAUCAGACUUCAAAAGCUGGGAUGGUUCGACGUGGUGGUGGAAUGCAGUUGAAAACGAAAGCAGAACUUCAGUUUAUAAAUAUAUAUAUAUAUAUGAUUGCUUUUUAAGUGAUUUUUUUUUUUUUGUUAACUCAUGUAAAUUCUCAAGAUCCUUUUGCACUGAUGUGUUCAACAUAUUCUUGUACAUUCAAUUCAGGCAAACUUUUAUAAGUUUCUUUUUUGUUUUGUUUAAAUGAUGAAAUGUUACAGCAUGGUGAUAUUCUAUGCAACUAGUUAUACUCUUUAGUUUGACACUGUAAUUUCUCAUGAUUUAAAGAUUGUAGAAAUAGACCUAACAGGGUUCUCAUGAUGUGCGUAACUGUAGAUGCAUGAACUCGUGUUCUGUGUAUUUGUUGAAGUGCAAUGAUGUAUAAAAAGUGG
This is a messenger RNA of Chroicocephalus ridibundus (black-headed gull), 2024 nucleotides long. RefSeq names its product neuroplastin (gene NPTN). The record is from RefSeq and is a predicted model, not a curated record. Gene Ontology annotation, biological process: homophilic cell-cell adhesion; axon guidance; dendrite self-avoidance. NCBI's taxonomy places the organism in Eukaryota, Metazoa, Chordata, Aves, Charadriiformes, Laridae. Gene Ontology annotation, molecular function: cell-cell adhesion mediator activity. Gene Ontology annotation, cellular component: plasma membrane; axon. The transcript is spliced from 8 exons. Bases 141 to 983 code for a protein of 280 amino acids.